Molecule: messenger RNA, 945 nt
Organism: Neltuma alba
Lineage: Eukaryota; Viridiplantae; Streptophyta; Magnoliopsida; Fabales; Fabaceae
Product: U1 small nuclear ribonucleoprotein 70 kDa
Exons: 6
Coding region: 88-636 (182 amino acids)
Source: RefSeq, a predicted model, not a curated record
CUAAAUUGUUUUGCUGGUCAGUGAGUAACCCUCCCUGUGCGUGUCUCCCCCAAUCUUACCAAUCCCCGUUCUCUCGUUCCCUUCCUUAUGGCCGCCUCGUCGACGUCCUUGUCUUCUUUGUCUUCCUCCACCUCUAGCGAUUCCUCUUCUCACCGCCGUAGGCGCCGUCAACGCAGUCGCCGGGACCGGGAUAAAGAAUCCCUAAAGGUCCGAAAGAAGAGUAAAUCCCACUCCAAGCGACGUCGCAGGCACCACCGCUCUUCUGAUUCAUAUUCUUCAUCUUCCAUGUCCGACGACUCCAGUGAGAGUUCGUCUGACAGCGAGCAUGAUUCGUCUUAUCAUUCAAAAAGGCACAGAAGGGAGGACAGACCAAAGAAGAAUAAGGAAAAAGAUCGCAGUAAAAGCCGUAGGCAUAAACGGAAGAAGCAUAGAGUGAAAGAGAAGCAGCAAGAUGAGAGAUGCAGCAGUCCUGUGCAGCUUUCCAAGUUUCUGGGGCGCGAUAAAGAUGAUGGGGUCCGGCGCAGUGCCGUAUCUGGCAAGAAGAUUCUUCUGAAGCUUGAAAAAACAAAGGAAGAUAAGUUGGCGGAAAGCAAGAGAAAUGAACUGCUCAAUUUCUUAAAUGCUAGUUUUGAUUAGCAUCGAGAGCUGAGGAUUUUGUUUGGGGUUGGAUAAAGCCAGUGAGGAACCAAGUUUACUUGGGUGCGUAAAUUCUUUUAGUUUUCAAUUACAAAACAAAAAUUACCUUGGUAUGACAUUGUAAUUUUUCGUCGCUUUUUUAACUUCGAUGGCUGGUCUAAGUGGCUCGGGCUAAAGGAAAAGUGGAAAAUGACAAGCUUGGUUCCUGUGUUGUAUUAAGUUGUGGUUUUGAUUGAAAGACCGAUUUUCGAUUUGUGAAGAAUGUUUGUGGUCCUUUAGAUUGUCGAUAAGUUCUUGUUUGGACCGGGA